UGGCUGGGGGUUGGGUUUGCGUACAUUGUGGCAGGUUUUACGGUUUCUUCCUCAAAUCUUUCGCCCUGACCCUCCCACUCUUUCACUCCUGGAGGGCGAGUAGGUGGUCAAGCCUCCCUUUGUUUUCUUCACCCUUUUGCUCAAGAUAAGGUUUAUCGUGAAGGGCCACGUUGGUCUGGGGGAAAAAAGGACACAAGCAACGCCAGGUUUUAUUUCACUGAAGAUGGGCUCGAUUUCACACCACGAUUUUCAAGGAGGGUGCACUAAAACCGAGGAAGAGGAAAGACAGGGCAUUGAGGAAGACACACAGUCAUUCCACGGUGUUGGUGUGUGCAAAUGGUUCAAUGUGAGAAUGGGUUUCGGCUUCUUGUCCAUGAACAGCCGAGAGGGAGAGCCGCUUGAAGCUCCAGUCGACGUGUUUGUCCACCAGAGUAAAUUACACAUGGAGGGGUUUAGGAGUCUGAAGGAAGGUGAGAAGGUUGAGUUCACCUUUAAAAAGUCGUCUAAGGGCCUGGAGUCUGUGCGGGUGACGGGGCCUGGAGGAGCGCACUGUAUAGGCAGUGAGAAGAGACCCAAAGGCAAGAGUGUCCAGAAACGCCGCUCCAAAGGAGACAGGUGCUACAACUGCGGAGGUUUAGACCACCAUGCAAAAGAGUGCAAGCUGCCUCCUCAGCCAAAAAAGUGCCAUUUCUGCCAGAGUGUCUCGCACAUGGUUGCCAACUGCCCAGCCAAAGCCCAGCAGUCCUCACCAGGCUCUCAGGAAACACCUUUCUCUUUGAAGGGAGAGGAAGAAGUACAGAAAUAUUCCCCUCCACUGGCAGAGAUCACCAACUGAGGCAAGAGUGCACAGAAGAAGUUGGGAUGGAGCUCACAAGUAAAUCAAACCAAUACAUUGAAAAGAUGAACAUGGGUUCCUACUAAUGCUGCUUUUGGAACUACCUCAGGUAUAUAAAAGAAGAAUGUACCGUUUUGUCUUUGGUGUAACACUCAGGUAUAGAAUUGCUUCAUACUCAGGAAUUUUCACAGUGCAUUUAUUGUAUCUCAGUAACAGAAGUGACUUCACUGUAUCUGACUUGUGAUUGUAGUUUUCUACAUGCUUUGAUAAUGUAAUAGAGAAUUUUGACGUUUUGAUUGUCCGACAAAGAGCAGAGGCUGUGGAGACACUACUCUGUAAAGAAUGUGUAUUUCAGGGAUAUUUAUGGUGAGGUUUAGGGUUUGGAACAGAGUUGGCAUGUGUUUACAAUCGACAGACCUCACCACCUGGGGUAAAAUUAAUGUGGCUUGCCAGUGAUUCUUGUUUGUUUUAUCCCUGUUAAGUUAUAGAUUGUGAUUAUUUUGAAAGAAUGACAACCUUAGAAAUUAAUUUCAUUCAUUGUUUUAAAAUUACAGUCUGAAUUCAAAAUGUGAGUUGACAUCAACUGCUACUUAUCUGCUACUCUCUGUGCUACCAAUGUUUGCCUUUUUCUUUUGACAGUUUAUUUUCAAAGAGUUUAUUCUUUUGAUGAAGUCCAUGUCUAAUUCAAUAAGACAUUGCCUCCUUUCCUCAGUUGCCAGACUUCUUUAGGAAGAAGAGGUGCAUGCAGAUCUAGCCUUAAUAAUCUUUUAAAAAAGAAGCUAGCAGACAUUCUUAUACAUUUAAUAUAUACCAUAUAUGUUAACCUAUAAGAAGCCUAGUUAAAAUCACUCUUAAUAUUUAUUACUAUGGCUUCUCCUCAAAUACCUUUCCCUUUGCAUCGAUUUUUAUUAUACACAUCCAUCCUCUUCUCCCAUUAUUUAUGAAAUGUUAAUGUUUAAUUUACAGACUAUGAUAAUUCUACUAUGCACAAUUUUGUUAGACUUGGUAGAUGAGUGUUGGGAACUUUAUAUAUGUUGAUAUCAGUGCAAGUCUGCACUAAUCAUGGAGCUUAUAUUUGCCUUGUUAUGGUCAUUUUACUGUUGUUUUUGAUAUUUUUUUCUGAGCAAUAUGUUGUUUUUUAAUUACAGAUUAAGCUAGCAGUAAGCUAUGGUGAUAUUUGUCACUUAACCAUGAACCUGAAAAUCUCAGGGAACACACAAGAUUGUCAGAUGUUUAUGUUGACUACAUUCAUUAGGAGAGUAAUCUAGUGAUGCAUGUUAGAGAAAAAUGACAAUUACAGAAUCACACUAGCAUUAUUAAACUGUACCAUUAACAAUCA
Messenger RNA from Pangasianodon hypophthalmus (striped catfish), 2174 nucleotides. RefSeq names its product lin-28 homolog Aa (gene lin28aa). Gene Ontology annotation, molecular function: nucleic acid binding; zinc ion binding. Lineage: Eukaryota; Metazoa; Chordata; Actinopteri; Siluriformes; Pangasiidae. The record is from RefSeq and is a predicted model, not a curated record. Bases 224 to 835 code for a protein of 203 amino acids. The transcript is spliced from 4 exons.